UAAUUAAUUUAAUUUUUUAUCUUUUUUUUUGUUUUUGUUUUUACAAAAAAGGGCGUGGGGCCCAUAGGCCAGUGGCCAGGCCAUAGCGGGCAGGCGUUAUCGGGCAGGGAAAAAAAUUCUGUGCAGACCGGCUGCAAAUCAAAUCCUGUGUAUACCCGACCCCGAUGGGUGACACGUGUACAGGCACAACAUCUGACGGCCGCCUGGUAGAGCGAGCGCUCCUCUCCACCGCGACGGCUCGGUCGCUCGGCUCGGCUCGAAUAGGAAACCCUCGUCCACCGUCGUGGUCGCCGCGUGCGCUAGCGGCCCCCUCGUCCGCCGCCGCCACACCCCAGAUCGACGACUGCCGCCACAACGUUUUUGCCUGAUACUCCGCCCUCCCCGUGCCCAUCACGCUCAGCAAGUAGCAGCGGAAGAAGGCGGCGCAGCGCAGCGCCAGCAGCGGCCUGAGGCAGCCGGCAAGGAGACAGAGCUCUUCGCCCCAAACUACGGCCGUCAAUGCCAGAUAUAAUCAAGCCACACAUGCUCUUUACCGAAUCUAAAAUCAGAAUGCCAAUAUAGGAGCAGAAGCUGGGUAUACGCCCCGGACUGAAGAUAAAAUCAGAGCGGUUCCGUGACAAAUGCUCAAACAUGUGUACAUAAAUUGAAAGACUUGUAGUUUGAUGAUUCUGGCCUUUCUGAAUUCUGUGUAAUCUGAAAGUUUGCCAAGAUUGUAAUAGAAACAUAGAUCCCAUUGUAAUCUAUUCGGGACCCUUUUGUCGUUUACAAGUAUCUCAUGAUAGGAACAAGAGAAACAAUCUCAGUUUGGAAGUCUCGUCAUUCCAGACAUCAGAUUUUUGAGCUAUUUGUCGUUUCAUAUUUACCUUUUCAAAGGAAUACGAGAAAGAAUUUUACUUUAGAAGUCUUUAUACGAAUCACAAGAAGUACAAAUCAGCGGGGGCGUGAGGCCCUGGCAGGCGGACCGGCCUCGGCCGGGAACGGCGGCGGCCAGCGGCGAUGGGGCAGCAGGGCGCGGCACGGCGUGGCUGGCAAUGCGGGGCGGGGACAGCGGGCGAGGCCGCCGCAGGGUGCAGGGGCGGGCCAGCGGGAGCGAGGCGACGCAAGCUGCACGGCCGAGCAGAGCAGCAGCGGGCGUCAGAGGUGGACGGCGGCGAUGCGAGCUCGGCCGCGGGCGCGACCGGCGACAACGGGCGUGGGGUGCACGUGCGGCGGCUGCACGUGCAUGGGCGUGGUGGGCGGAGCUAGCAGCGGCAACAGCUUGCGUAGCUCGGGCGCGUUUGAGCGGCACCGGCGGUCACGCACGAGCUGUAGCAGGUGGUGCGGGCGAGGUCGGCGCGAGGCAAGUAGGACGCGGCCAGACGAGGGCGGGGCCGCGGUUAGCUCGACAAGGGGGGAUGGCGAGCGUGGCCGGGCGCGCAGAGGCACGGGCGAAGGAAGCAGGCGCGGCGAUGCUGCAAGCGGGAGUGGGCGAGAUCCAGAGGAGCAACGGCCAAUGGCGCGGGGCGCGGCGGGCGCGGCCGAGGAGCAGCAGUGCAGCAGCAGAAGCAAUGUUGAGCAGGCAGUAGCAGCAGCGGCUCAAGCACGCACGUACGUAGUAGCUCGAGCUCCGACCAUGGUCACUACAGACGACCACGGGAGCGGCGGUAAACGGCACAGAUCGAAGGGGCAAAGCGGUGGAAUCGGCAGAGAGGCUCACCGAGAGGCACACAGGUGGCCGGCGAGAGGUUAGGAGCUGAAGCGGGCGGCGGAUCGACGGCAAGGAGCUUCGGCGUCCCGAUGAUGAAGAAGACGGGUUAGGCGUCGCUGUGCAGCUUCACCGGCCAGCCUCGGGCGUGGGCGGGACGAGGACGACGCCGGGAGGCCGUAGGACAGCUCGACGAGGCCGUUGGGGAGGAGUUCGGGGACGACGACGGUGCGGCGGAGACGAGGACGACGGUGCGGUGGAGACGGGGACGACGCGGCGACCUCGGGCAACUUCUCGAUCCAGGGGGAGGUGGGGAGGAGUGGCUGCGGGGGGAUUUAGGGUUCGGGGAAGAGGGGGGUGCCAGGGUCGACUAAAUAGGCGAGGGGGCUGCCGGAUGGGCGCCACGGCGUCUUGGCCGUGGCGGCCAUCGGUGGUAGCCAUGAGCCACCGUGAACAGAGAGGAGGGGGG
Aegilops tauschii subsp. strangulata is the source of this 2153-nucleotide messenger RNA. Lineage: Eukaryota; Viridiplantae; Streptophyta; Magnoliopsida; Poales; Poaceae. The record is from RefSeq and is a predicted model, not a curated record.